Messenger RNA from Acytostelium subglobosum LB1, 432 nucleotides. RefSeq lists its product as hypothetical. The transcript has 5 exons. NCBI's taxonomy places the organism in Eukaryota, Evosea, Eumycetozoa, Acytosteliales, Acytosteliaceae. The annotation marks the transcript as partial. The record is from RefSeq and is a predicted model, not a curated record.
AUGGUUUAUAAGUACAUGGUUUGUGUGGAUGGAUCAGAUGUGAAUGAUAGAGCAUUCAAAUGGGCAAUGGCACAGGCUAUACUUGAUGAAAGAAGGACAACACAAUUAUUUAUUGUACAUAUCGUUGACAAGAUGAGAGUAGGAGUGUGCGAUAAAUACCUAGAACAGAGGAAGGAGUUGGGUAUUAAAGGAAUGGAGGCCUAUACCAAAGAGAUGGAAUCAAUGAGGAUACCAUUUGAUGUGGAAGUGAUCGAGACGACCAGGUCUACAAAUCAAGUGAUAUGCGAGUUUGCCGAGAAACACAAGGUGGAUAUGUUGAUCGUUGGACAUGAUAUUGAGAACAAGCCAAUCUUACAUAGAUUGCUUGAUGGACAUCAUGAUACAUACGAAUAUGCUGUAAAACACGCCAACUGUCCAGUACUAGUCUUUAAG